GGCAUUUUGUGAGUCGCUUAGUUCGGAUGGUCUACAAGGAUUUAGUUUCCUUGUCGUGAUUUCCUCUGAAGGGAAAUGCGUAUAGCGGAGACGCAAAUUAAGAAGUCGUAUUCUCCAUUUUCCUAGCGUUUCAUUUCGUCGAAUAUUCUUGUAGUUUCUGGAGAGUUAAUGCACAAUGAGGUACAGACUUGUGCUAAAGAGACUGGCCUGCACCGGACUGGCUGUGGGUGGAGGGGCAGUGCUGACAGCUUACCUGUACCCUCAAUAUGCCACUAGGAAAGAGGGUGUAACCAAGGUGAUGGCUGCCCAGACAAUCCCACCGCUUUCUGCACCCCUACCCACACGUGCCCAAGUCCUGGACUCCCUCAGAAAUGAGGAGUUUGACAUCUUGGUGAUUGGAGGUGGAGCCACAGGAGCUGGCGUUGCUUUGGACGCUGUCAACAGAGGAUUUAAAACUGCUUUGGUGGAGAAGUUUGACUUUGGGUCUGGUACCAGCAGUAGAAGCACAAAGCUGAUCCACGGAGGAGUUCGUUAUCUGCAGAAAGCCAUCUUUAACCUUGAUAUACAUCAGUACCGAAUGGUGAAAGAAGCAUUGACAGAGAGAGGAAAUCUCAUUGAUAUUGCUCCACAUUUGGCUUACCCAUUCCCUAUCAUGCUUCCAAUAUACAAAUGGUGGCAGGUGCCGUACUUCUGGGCUGGUAUUAAGAUGUACGACCUGGUGGCCGGCCGACAAAUCCUCAAACCCAGUUACUACAUUAAUAAAACAAAGGCCCUGGAGUUAUUCCCAAUGUUGAAGAAGGAGAAACUGGUGGGGGCGCUAGUGUAUUAUGAUGGCCAGCAUGAUGAUGCUCGCAUGAAUCUGUCCAUUGCCAUAACUGCAGCCAGGAUGGGUGGAUCAUUGGCCAAUCACACAGAAGUUCUCAGUUUGCUCAAGAGGCGAAACCCAGAUGGCCAGGAAGUAGUUAGCGGGGCCCGGUGUCGGGACAUGCUCACAGGUAAGGAGUUUGAUGUCCAUGCUAAGUGUGUGAUUAACGCCACUGGCCCAUACACAGACAGUAUCAGGCAAAUGUCCAAUCCCCAGAAGAGGAAAAUCUGUCAGCCAAGCUCAGGAGUUCAUGUCGUGCUACCAGACUACUACAGCCCUGAGCGUAUGGGUUUGCUGGAUCCGUCCACCAGUGAUGGACGGGUGAUUUUCUUCCUCCCGUGGCAAAGAGUUACCUUGGCAGGAACCACUGACAAUGCCUGUGAGGUGUCUGACUAUCCACAGCCUUCAGAGAACGAAUUCCAGUUCAUCCUGAACGAGGUGCGGAACUACCUCCACCCUGACAUAGAAGUUCGUCGUGGAGAUGUCCUGUCUGCCUGGAGUGGAAUUCGUCCCCUGGUGUCGGACCCAGCUAAAGGCGACACUCAGUCCAUUGCUCGUAACCACAUCAUUGAGGUUGCAGAGGACAACUUGAUUACCAUCGCAGGUGGUAAAUGGACGACAUACCGCCACAUGGCGGAGGAGACCGUCGAUAAGGCAGUUUCAGUGUGUGGGUUAUGUGCCCCUAAGCAAGUGUCCACCAUCGGCUUACUGCUGGAUGGGGCACACGGUUGGACACCCACGCUCUUUAUCCGAUUGGUGCAGGAUUUUGGUCUGGAAAACGAGGUUGCCCAGCAUCUGGCUAACACGUAUGGAGACAAAGCAUUCAAAGUGGCCAAACUUGCCAGUCUGACUGGAAAACGCUGGCCUGUAGUUGGCCGGAGAAUCCAUGAUGAAUACCCAUAUUUAGAAGCUGAGAUUCGCUACGCUGUACGGGAGUACGCGUGUUCAGCGGUUGACGUCCUUGCCCGCAGGACACGCCUUGCCUUUGUGAAUGUACACGCUGCGGAGGAGUCGCUCCCGCGUGUGGUGGAGAUCCUGGCAGAUGAGUUAGGCUGGAGUAAAGCAAAGCAGAAGGAGGAAAUGGAGCACUGCAAGAGAUUCCUCAGACGUGAAAUGGGACUUGAUCUGAAGAGUGCCUCUCAGAACGUCCCGAUCAACUUCACCAAGGACGAGAUCAACCAGUACGUGAAACGCUUCCAGUCUCUGGAUGCUGACAAGAAGGGCUACAUCACUGUCAAUGACCUAAGGAAAUACUUCAAGAAAAUCGGUGAACGGGUGACAGAGGACCAGUUGCAUGACAUUCUGAACGAAGUGGACUUGAACAAAAAUGCUCAGGUGGACAUGGGAGAAUUCCUUCAGCUUCUGCAGGCCAUGAAGCUGCGGCAAGAACGGUUAGCCAAAUAUGGCGACGACGAAGAAGAGAUGAUGAGUGCUAUGAGAUCAGGCACGUUAUCCAACAGUCGGUUUGCAGUCGCCACGAAACUCACCGAAAAAGACGCAAUUCCUGUGGAACGAAGCGGUGGUGGCGUAUAAACCCUUCAACAGUUUUCUAAAAUUUUGUGUUUUUUGGGGUUUUUUUUUCAAGAUGCCAGGGUUUAAAUGUGUGUGUGUUUGUGGAAAGACCAAUGUCUUUUUUUUCUGUCUUUAUGAAAAAAAAAAACAAAGAGAGUACCACAAGAUUUAUAAUAAUAUCUUUCAGUGUGAUUUGAUGAUUGUGAUUUCGGAAAUGAUUUCCCUGUAGGUUGGACUUCUGUUCAGUUCAUUCCAAAUACUCUAUAGUCCAGUUUAAAUAUUGAACACGGUUGAUUUUGUGUCUUUUCUUGGUCUUAACAAUCUAACACAUACACGUAUCUCUAUGUUGGGUCAUACCUAGCCUAAAAUGAUGUGGUGUUCUGGUUGGAUAAGGCAGGGUUUGUCAGCUUCUUUCUUUUGUGAUUUCUUUGAUAAAUUUAUAAAGUUUUGCCUUGUUCUUUCCAACUCAACUCAUUAUUGGAUAACAGCAGAGUAGAAUGACAUACAUUUGCGUAAAUGUUGUCUCUGGCACAAAAUUUAAGCUUGUACAAAUAACUUGACAAACCAUAACUCGUCAAAUGUUUUCUGCUUAUUGCUAAAUAGUAAUAUAAUCGUAGCUAACCUACAACUUAUCAGCUCAUGUCAUAAGGAAAAGUUAGUCGAUUUUGAUAACCUAUAGCAAAUGUAGACGGGUAACAUUGAAUACAUAUGCUGUGUCUUGAUUGGUUGAUUUCUGAGCUAACUUGUAGUCAGCACAAACUUGUAGUUAGCACAAACUUGUAGUUAGCACAAACUUGUAGUUAGCACAAACUUGUAGUUAGCUCACUUCUAUUCAUGAGUACCGUAUUGCAUCUCAAGUUCAAGCAUUUUCAGGUGACACAUUUUGCUUGAUUCUGAUUGAUUCAUCCACCUUAUUGGGCCACUUAAGAGUUUUUUUUUUGUUUUGUAUUUUUUCUGAAGUUUGAUUAUUAUUUCUUAUCAUAAAAAACUUAAAUGUUGUUAAGUGUCGUACUAAGGCCUUUAUGUGAUUCUGAGAGAGUAUUUUUGCAGACCAAACUUAAUGUGAAUAGAGUAUAUCAUUUUAUCAGCCCUCAGAGUAUGCCUUACAGUACAGCAUGACUGUUACAUGUGUGGUAGCAGUGUGCCUUACGGUACAGCAUGAGUGUUACACUUUUGGAAGCAACAUGCCUUACAGUACAGCAUGACUGUUACACAUGUGGAAGCAGCGUGCCUUACAGUACAGCAUGACUGUUACGCGUGUGGAAGCACUGUGCUUUACGGUACAGCAUGGCUGUUACGUGCAUGGAAGCAGCGUGCCUUACAGUACAGCAUGGCUGUUACGUGCAUGGAAGCAGUGUGCCUUACAGUACAGCAUGGCUGUUACGUGCAUGGAAGCAGUGUGCCUUACAGUACAGCAUGGCUGUUACCUGCGUGGAAGCAGCGUGCCUUAUGGUACAGCAAGACUGUUACCUGCGUGGAAGUGUUGAUGAAUAUUGUUACACAUGUAGUUGCAUUUAUGGAUAUUUAACUUGCAUUUACCAUAUAUGGUAGUGUAGUGAUAUAACUGUGUACCAUAUACGGUAGUGUAGUGGUAUAACUGUGUACCAUAUACAGCUGUGUAGUGGUAUAACUGUGUACCAUAUACAGCUGUGUAGUGGUAU
Liolophura sinensis is the source of this 4038-nucleotide messenger RNA. RefSeq names its product glycerol-3-phosphate dehydrogenase, mitochondrial-like. The record is from RefSeq and is a predicted model, not a curated record. NCBI's taxonomy places the organism in Eukaryota, Metazoa, Mollusca, Polyplacophora, Chitonida, Chitonidae. Gene Ontology annotation, molecular function: calcium ion binding; glycerol-3-phosphate dehydrogenase (quinone) activity. Gene Ontology annotation, cellular component: mitochondrion. Gene Ontology annotation, biological process: glycerol-3-phosphate metabolic process.